GUCAACGCAUCCUCCCGACAAACAUCGUGCAUGCGACCACAAGCAUCCAAGGCUCGCCGGCAAUAACCUGACGCUUGCCUCUGUGCUGCGCCUCUAUUGCUUAUUUAUACAUACAUCGCCAUCCUCGCUAUUGUUUAGUACCGUUAUGACUGCAACUUGACUUGCUAAUCAGCGACAAUGGACGGAGAUUGGGAUGAGGUCGCGCGCCUCCCCUUCCCCCUUCCGGUGAUCCAUGGCCUCCCCCCCCAGGUGACCACCAUGACGUUCGACACAUCCCAGGAGCUUCUUUGGAUCGGAAAUGACAAUGGUCGUGUAACAUCAUUUGUAGGCAGCGACCUACAAAGAUACUCGUCCUUCAUCGCGCAUAACGGCCGUGUUCGGCAGAUUCUCGUAAAUGAUAAAGGAAUUAUCGUUCUUGGGGAGAACGAUCUUCAUAUGGCCCACCGUAGAGGCACACCUAUGUGGCAUAUCAGACACCACGGCAUGAAGAAGUUGCGCUGUAUGAGCUUUACAUCAAAGGGCACGGCCGAAAUUAUAGUGGCGGGACUCCAGGAUACGAUGCUUGUAGUCGACCUCAUUAAAGGUGAAGUUGUCAAGCAGGUUCCGGCCGAACGCUACUACAAACACAUGAGACGCGGGAGGUAUAUCUGUGCAGCCACCCCGCAAGGCCUCGUUAAUCUCAUAGACCCAGUCAGCUUUGCAGUUGUCAAAACUUGGAGCGCCCACUCCGCCAAGGUUAGCGACAUGGAUGCCCAGCACGAUUUCGUUGUCACCUGUGGCUACUCCCUCCGACAAGGCCGGGACCUCAUGCUCGACCCAUUCCUCAACGUCUUUGACAUCAAAACGAUGUCUUCUAUGCCUCCGAUUCCCUUCCCUGCCGGCGCUGCAUACGUGCGAAUGCACCCGCGCAUGUCCACGACCAGCAUUGUUCUCUCACAAAGCGGACAAAUGCACAUUGUCGAUCUUAUGAAUCCAAAUACUAGCAACGUUCGACAGGUCAACGUGCUCUCUUUUCUGAACAAGUUCGAUAUCGCUCCAUCUGGAGAGGCCAUGGUUUUGGCAGACACUGAUAACUAUAUCCACCUCUGGGGCUCACCAUCUAAGCUACACUUUGUCGACUUGGCUACCCCGAUAGAAUUUGCUUCCGCAGAAGAACCAGCGCCGCCAAUGGACUGGUCUGUUGAGCAUCCUCUUAACUCCAUGGGUCUUCCUUACUAUCGAGACGUUUUAGCCUCUGCUUGGCCAGAGGUGAUAUCUGACGUCGGCGCGCCACCAGUCAAGUUCGACGCACAGUUCCUGGCGACGCUGAAGAGUGUAGACUUCGGCCAAUAUGGUCGCAACACCCGCGGCCUCCGACGGAACCAGGCCGAAGACACGCGAAAGUUGGGUAAGGAUGGCCUGAAAGCUCCCAAGUUUCUCAGUGAAAAGGCUCGAGAAUCGGCAAAACUCGACUCGAGACCAGACAAGAUGGAAGACACUGCCGGCCCGUAUCAAGACAACGAGAUUGGAAGCAGGCACACAGAGGUGCCUGUUAUGUACAGAAACGUGGAGAUCAAGUACAGCAGGUUUGGUGUUGAUGAUUUCGAUUUUGGAUUUUACAACAAAACCAAGUAUUCUGGUUUAGAACCGCACAUUUCCAACUCAUACGCCAACUCUCUACUACAGAUCAUGCAUUUCAUCCCACUCGUCCGAAACAUGGCCCUCAACCACGCCGCAACAGCUUGUAUGAGCGAAAUCUGUCUCCUAUGCGAGCUCGGCUUUCUGUUUGACAUGCUUCAAAAGGCAGAGGGCUCUAUUUGCCAAGCCUCUAAUCUGCUAAAGGCCCUUAGCAGCCAUCCACAGACUGGCAAUCUUGGGCUUCUAGAAGAGGAAUCCAACGGUGCGCCUGUUAAUGUUAUGCUUCAGGGAUUGACACGAUUCUUGCUGGAACGAGUAGUGAGUGAAUUUAAGUCCAUGUCACCAACUUCAACAGAACUGGAUAGGACCUUGGCAACGUCAGCAACAACAGCUAUUAGGUGUAUGCACUGUAGAAGCGAAUACACGCGACCCGGAUCUGUAUUUGUUAAUGACUUGCUGUAUCCGUCAAUGAAACCCCAAAUUAGGGGUAAGGUGCCGCGCACAACCUUUUCUCAAGUGCUCAAGGGAAGCGUCGAGAGGGAGACUGUUGCCAAAGGCUGGUGUUCGAAAUGUGCUCGGUAUCGCGACAUAGCAACUCGUAAGGCUAUUCACAGUGUCCCGUCCGUGCUGGUGUUCAACACAGCCAUCACCAACCCAGACAUCCGCGUUCUCUGGGCUACACCCGGCUGGCUACCAGAUGAAAUUGGUAUCAUAGUGGAACAAGGCCAAUUCUUUUGUUAUGAGGGAGAAGACCUCAGGCUGCAUUUGCAACGCGCCGCGCAUAAAAUCACCGUCUAUUCUCUUGUCGGUAUGGCCGUAAACAUUGAGAAUGUCCAACCGCAAGGGUCACAUCUUGUCGCGAUGGUGGAUGUUGCCCACGCAGAGCCUGUCGCUCCUGGCCAAAGCCAAUGGCAUAUAUUUAAUGAUUUCUUAGUCCGCCCAGUGAGCAAAGAAGAGGCACUGACUUUCAAUAUGACUUGGAAGGUGCCAUCUGUUGUUGCUUUUCAGAUUAAGGAAGCGAACAACAGGGUGGACAACUCCUGGGUGGAUAAUAUCGACACUUCUAUACUUUACCAGGAUCUUACGCCUAACCUUGAUCCUGCCACAAAGACCUAUCAAACAUUGAACAGCGAGACGGAACGUCCAGGCCCCGAUACCAUUAUAGCCCUUGACACCGAGUUUGUGGCGAUUCGACAGCCUGAGAUUGAAAUGAACUCUGAUGGAGAGCACAGGACCAUCCGUCCCAUAGUGUACGCGCUGGCUCGUGCCUCAGUAGUCAGAGGGCAGGGCCAGGAUGAAGGUCAAGCUUUCAUCGACGACUACGUCGCUAUCAAAGAACCGAUCGUCGACUACUUGACCUCGUUCUCUGGCAUUACAAAAGAUGACUUGGAUCCCAGAGUUUCCAAACGCAGUCUCCUUCCACUAAAGCUUGUCUACAAGAAGCUGUGGGUUUUACUGAACCUUGGCUGCAAGUUUCUGGGCCACGGUCUCACGCAAGAUUUCCGAGUCAUCAAUAUCCAUGUCCCAAAGGCACAAAUAAUCGACACAAUCAACCUCUUAUUCCUCCCAUCUCGACUCCGCAAGCUCUCUCUGGCUUUCCUGUCCUGGUGUCUACUGAACGAAGAGAUUCAGCUUGAAACCCACGACUCUAUCGAAGAUGCACGAGCUGCACUGAAGCUGUAUCGAAAGUAUCUCGAGUUUGAAGACGCUGGGAUUCUCGAAACCAUGCUCCAAGAUAUAUACCGUAAAGGAGGAGAGCGCAACUUUAAACCUCCUCCUCGCAAAGAAGACCAGAGCAUAGCUCAGGUAGAAACACCACCUCUACCCACACCCACUGAUGAGCUUAUGACUACGCCGUCAACACCUGUGUCGAAAGCUGGCAUCCCUCCAGCAAACUUUGGGGGCGGUGCAAGCUGGACACCAGGCAAGGGAUCACCCAAGCAGUAGCUUCAACAAUCCGUAGAUAGUUUUAUUCCAAUAGCACUCUAAUUUUUGUUUCACGCUUUGAACUAUGUGACUUGUAUAUAUGUAGCCUGCAUCGCCGCAUUUCGUAUAUUAACCUGCUGCUUCUACACCAGAAACAGCACACAAGACACUCACAGUAUUAAGACAUAUUUUCCCGCUACAGCAACACUCACAAAAAGGAAAGUAAACACUCAUAUACGUGAAAAAGAAAUAAAAUUGCUGUCUGCCAACCUCCCCAAAACGCCGAUGUAUGCAUUGACCCAACUCUGUUCACCAAAGCACGCACCCAAUUACCAAAAGCUCAAGCGAAAUUCACCGUAGUCUACUUCGACUCCGAGGAUGCCUGACAAGUCCUUCUCUGCGCGCAGGUCCUCUGAUGGAAAUGCUUCUGGGCCGUCCACGGAACGGGACAGGCUCUGGUGGUGUACGUGGUGGUAACUCGAGCUCCCGAAUCCGACCAAGACUCAGGCUACCGCUUCUGCCAUCCUACAGCUCCGCCUCGCCGCCGUUUGUGGACAUGGCCAUAGGGCUACCGUUUUGCUCCUGGCGUUGUCGGAGUCGCGCGUUGCCAGGCGGGCGGCGGCGAACGGCUAGGCGUCCGCUCAAAGCCAUCGCGGCGUCGUCGUCAUCUGAAUCAGGGUGCUGCUCGUGGUAGAUGCGCGCCUCGUUGAGCUCGUUGAGGUCAUCGGGGCGGUCGCGCAGCCAGCGCAUCCUGGGGCCUGAGCGGGCUCGCUCUGAGACCUUGAAGCCGUAGAUGCGCGGGUUGUAUGUGUGCUUGGGGCCAAGGCCGGGGGCAAUGUUCUUGGUGUACAUGCCGUUGACGACGGGCUCGUCGGCAGACAGCUUGGCGCUGGAGUGUGUGACGACCUCGAUGCCGCGCUUUGUCAGGUCAAACUCGGGGAAUGUCAUAAGGAAGAGAGCGCCAAAGGUGCGGCCGAAGAAGGCGCCGUCAACGGUCUGGAAGCGCGAGUUGGGAGGGACAUAGACAUCUAGGCAUGAUGGGCAGAACAGCUUCACUGUGUCUUCGCCGGGGUUGUCAGACAGGCCAAUAGGGAGAGUGCGCGACUGUUCGCAAUUUGUCCUGGGGCAGGUGCCGAAGUGGCCGAGCUCAAACUUUUCACUCAUCUGUUGGAUGCCGACGCGGGAGCAGAUGAAGCGUUGGUGGAUCAGCCCGUACAGCAGCUCAGCUGAGGACUCUAUAACAGAGAGGUCGCUAGCCAUUCUGCUGUGGUGCCUUCUCUCGCCGACGGGCUUCUGGCCGUGCUCGCCGAGAGCAGACUCGUUAUCGUCGUCGUCCUCUUCCUCUUCUUCCUCUUCCUCGUCAUCUUCGGGCUCGACAUCCAAGAUCAUCUGAUAGUGGUGUUAGUAAAGGAUGGA
Messenger RNA from [Torrubiella] hemipterigena, 4959 nucleotides. The record is from the annotation of a GenBank genome assembly. Lineage: Eukaryota; Fungi; Ascomycota; Sordariomycetes; Hypocreales; Clavicipitaceae.